GCACUGGUUCGGCCUGGCCAGUGCGAUCUGUCUGUCCGUCCGCACUGUCCGCUUUUAGGUGGCGUGCGAGCGAACGAGGGCGAACGUGUGUGAUGUCAUCCACUGUCUGCCGUGUCUGUAGUGCUCCAGCGAUGCAGCGCUGUGCCGGCUGUCAGCAGGUCGGGUACUGUGGCCGCGACCAUCAGCGGGCCGAUUGGAAGGCCCAGCAUCGUGACCAGUGUCGUCGGUUCAAAGUUGUACGCAAUGAUCGGCUUGGGCGCCAUCUGGUGGCGACGAGACACAUCAAGCAGGGUGAAAUCAUCUACCGCGAUGAGCCGUACGCGGUCGGGCCGAAGAUAGCGAACGUGCCGCUCUGUCUCGGCUGCAACCGCAAUCUGAUGGCCGGUUGGGAUGCGACCCGCGGGCUCGACCGCUUCCACGAAUGCUCCCGGUGCGGUUGGCCGCUUUGCGGGCCGGGCUGCGAGGAGGUGGCCCAGCACCGGCCGGAGUGCAGUGUGCUGGCGGGCAGCGGCUACCGCCCCAACAUCCGGCCCAACCCGUCCAAUCCCGAGCAGCGCGAAUCGGCGUACUGUGUGAUAGUGCCGCUGCGCGUGCUGCUGCUCGAACGGAUCGCGCCCGAGCGGUAUGCAACGGUGCAGGGGUUCGAGUCGCAUCUGGACGAACGGUUGGCUAGCCCCCUGUACGGCGUGUUGCGCUCGAAUCUGGUGCCGUUCCUGCGCCAGGUGCUGCGGCUGCAGCAGUACAGUGAGCAGACGGUGCUGAAGCUGAGUGCCAUCCUGGACACGAACUGCUACGAGAUUCGGCUGCCGGAGCAGCAUGUGAAGGUGCGCGGGCUGUACCCGCUCGGUGCGAUGCUGUCGCACGACUGUCGCCCGAACACGAAGCACUAUUUUGACGACCGGCUGCAUAUGGUGCUGGUGGCGACGGUCGACAUCCCGGCCGGUGGUGUCAUCCACGCGUCCUACACGCAACCUCUGCUCGGGACGGUCCAGCGCCGGCUUGCCCUUCGGCAGGCAAAGUGUUUCGACUGCUGCUGCGAGCGAUGCGCCGAUCCGACGGAGUACGGCACGAGCGCCAGUGGAUUCCGGUGCCCCAACUGUCGCCGGACGCCGAGCCUUGUGCUGGCGGUGGAACCGACCAACUACCGGACCGUUUGGCGCUGCCAGAACCGACGCUGCGCGUACCAGGAGCGGCCGGACCAGUACGUGGCGCGCUGCGAACGAAUGCAGCAGGAGCUGCUCGCGCUCGAUCGCACCGAACCGGCCGGCUACGAGGAGUUUCUCGCACGCCACGCUACCACCCUGCACCCCUGGAACGCGUACAUGCUGCAGGCGAAGUAUGCGCUGACGCAGCUGCUAGGCAGCGCCCGCCCAGCCAAAGCACCGCCUUCGGAAGCUGCCGCUCGGCGAACGGUGGAGCUGUGCCGCGAUUUGCUGGCGGUGGCCGAGCGACUCGAGCCCGGUUACAGCACCUUCCGUGCCAAGCUGCUGCUGGAGCUGGGGUCCGCACUCGCCACCCUACAUGCGCUCGGCGUCUUAUCGGAUCCCGAACGACAGGAAUGGCACACGGCAAGAGCCGAGCUGGAGUGCAUUGCCAAAACGGACCCAACCGUGGACGUCAGCAGCGUUGGGAAGGAAAAUGGCUCGUCGUAAACAACCACUCAACCGUGCCGGGCGAAAAAAAACGAAGUGCGUUCUGUAACCGAUGUAAGCCAACCCACGCCUCCCCGUCCUCAAGCUUCCACGCAUCCUGGCGCCCGUUCCGAUGAUUGACCGGGUGCUUGAGAAUAAAUUCCAAGGAUUUUCUUUA
Molecule: messenger RNA, 1809 nt
Organism: Anopheles gambiae (African malaria mosquito)
Lineage: Eukaryota; Metazoa; Arthropoda; Insecta; Diptera; Culicidae
Gene: SmydA-2
Product: SET domain-containing protein SmydA-8
Exons: 4
Coding region: 93-1652 (519 amino acids)
Molecular function (GO): protein binding
Source: RefSeq, a predicted model, not a curated record